Patiria miniata (bat star) is the source of this 3057-nucleotide messenger RNA. RefSeq names its product MORN repeat-containing protein 1-like (gene morn1). The record is from RefSeq and is a predicted model, not a curated record. Lineage: Eukaryota; Metazoa; Echinodermata; Asteroidea; Valvatida; Asterinidae. Gene Ontology annotation, cellular component: cytosol. The transcript is spliced from 13 exons. The coding region runs from base 69 to 1778 and encodes 569 amino acids.
UCGCCUUCACCAGUCUAACCAAUCAGGCGCACCGUUACAAAACGCGUCGUGGCUGACUGUGUCACAAAAUGGCGUCGAAAACUGUGGCGAAAGGCCAGCGAUACAUCGGCGAAACGAAACAACAGCUAAGAGAUGGCUAUGGGAUCUAUAAAUAUUCCAACAGCUUCUUCCGUUAUGAAGGUGAUUGGAAGGAGGGAAAGAAACAUGGGCAUGGCAAGCUUGUCAUGGCGGACGGUAGCUACUACGAAGGGGAGUUUAUCCACGGGGAGAUAGAAGGUCAUGGCUUCAGGAAGUGGUCAUCAGGGGUCACUUACUCCGGCCAGUUCUUGGACGGGGAGAUGAACGGCCAUGGUGUGAUGACGUAUGCUGACAACAGUGUGUAUGAGGGAGAGUUUCUCGGCAACAAACGAGAAGGUCAUGGCAUUUUUAAACAAUCUGAUGGAGCAAUCUAUGAAGGUUCCUUCCACAAUGAUAAGAAACACGGUGAAGGCUCACAGCAGUAUCUGAAUGGUGAUGUGUACAUCGGUGACUGGAUCAAAGGCUGCAGACAAGGUAGCGGGGAACUCCGAUGCGCAGACGGCACGCUUUAUGAUGGUCAGUGGCGUAACGACCUGUACAACGGAGAAGGCACCAUGAUUCACAGCUCUGGCAUGACGUACGAAGGCAUGUGGAUCAACGGUAGACCGGCAGUGGAGGCAGCGAAAAUUUCCAUUAUUAACGACCCAGAGCUGGAUAUGUACCAAGGCACGUCGUUUAGCAUCGAGGUGGAGGUGCGUUCAGAGAGCGGCGAGUUGGUCUCUCCGGAGAAUGGACGCUCGCUACAGAUCACCGCAGGGUUCAGGCACUACAUGCCCAGCCAGACAUCACCGCUGUUUGAUCUCAUCGAAGAUAUGGAAGAGAAGCCAUCACCUACUCCGUACGGCUAUGAUGUGGUAGCCUACCCUCUGACUGAGUACAGUUACAUUGAGGAGAAGUAUUGUCUAGACGGCUACAUACCCAAGCCCUCCACGGCACUGACGGAAGCCACGACGGUAGAAGCAUCCAUCCCUGAAGAGCCAGCACAUGUUCCACAGAUAGAAGUUAUCCACCCGGGCAGUGAAGCUCCAGAAGAGACUACAAAACCUGAACCAAGCAAAACAGACGAGGGCGCUGUGACAGACGUAACCAGCACCGAGCCCUCGCCCCUGGCUGGCAGCGAGCAAACAGAAUCAGCACCUGCCACCGCAGCCGAAGGCUCCGUAGCAACCGACCAGCAGCUACCAGGCACGGCCGAUCUGGCAGAGGAGUCAUCACCCAUCCCUCCCGCAAUCAAUGACCAAAAAACAGAGAGUGGACGCACCAGUUUCAAGGACCUCAUUCUCCCCGGCGUCUCCCCAUCUUACUUUCCCUACGCCAUUUCCCCGCUGAAGGAGGACUCUGACCUGAGCCUAUCGGCCGAGCAAAGGUCCCGGAGCGGAACAAAAACCAAACUCAAAACCAGUACUGGCAAGGGAAAUAAACGAGUGGAAGACGAUAUGCCGAUAGAUGCCACCUUGUUGGAGAAACGAGACCCUAAAGCCUACAAGAUCAAGAGAGAGAAGCUGUACGGCGACGAACGAUUUGCUAGACCAGCUGAAUACGUGAUCAUGGUGAAUGACGUCACUGAGCCACUGUUCUUUGGCAAACGUCUCCCCACGGCCUACUGUCUGGUCAGAAUACAACACCCGAAGAAGUCCAAGAAGGUCAAGACUCCAUCAAAGGGAUCAAAGCCAAGCUCAAGGGGAUCCACACAUGAUUAAUAUGGACCAAUCGUGUAGCAAGGAUUGUGUCACGUGACUUGUGACAUCCAAUCAGGAUGGGAGAAACUCUUAGGUGACUGUGUGCCAACCAAUCAGAAUUUGAGCUUGGUUUCAUCAGGAACCAUCACAUGACUGAUGUCAUCCAAUGAGAGUACUCAGGUCUAGGGGAUCAUCACAUGACUGAUACCGUCCAAUCAGGAUCCAGUCCAACUAUAUGCAUGGACCUGUCACAUGAUCAAUUAAUCCUAUCAAAGUGUUGCAAAAAAAAAGUUACAAGCAUUUCUAUUUCAAAGUUGGUGCAACAUUUGAGUUUAUUCCGUCCAAUCACAUCCUUUACUUUACCCAUCAUGUGACCAAUAUCAUCCAAUCAAAGAUGUUGGAUGUUGAGGGCUCUAUAAUGGAAGCAUGACGAAUUUUUCAAGCCAGUCAGAGUAUAGCAUUUAAAUAAUGAAAGAGACCAAUUAAGAACAGGUGCCCAGUCACAUGACCUAAUCCGUCCAAUGAAAUAACAUAAGAGAAAAUGCCUUAUUUAUCAGAAGUGCCAUUGCGUCAGUUGCAUAUUUACACUUGAUGGUUGUUGUUUUGUGUUUAGUGCAAUCCUCGGACGCUAAUGUACAUAAUAAUGUAGAGUAUAUUGUUUGAUUUAGUGUAUAUUGGAGACAUUGUACAUUACAUUAAGUAGGACAGAAGUGAAUUAUUGACAGAGGGGAAAAGGACAUGCAUUCUCUAUGUGAAUUUCAUCUUGUUUUCUUAAAGUUUUAACCAUUGGUGAAGUGUGAUUUCCAGCGCAGGUAAUGCAUGACUUCAGUUUGUAUUCAAUCUUGAAGGUUUAAGAAAAGAGGAUUGUACGUAUUGUGUUUUCUGGCCUUUUCAUCCAAUGAUACAUGUACAUGUGGGGCACUUUUGUAGUCUGCCUAAAUUGAAGUACUUGCUAUAUAUUUAAUGUCAAGUUAUUGUUUCAGUGUAUAUAACUAGCUAAAUAUCGAAUGUAACAUUCACUGUACAUGAAACUUGCAAACCUGUGUGCCAUUUUUUUUUUUCGUAGGAGAGGGGUUGCUAUCUUCCUUGCUGCCAAAUUGAAGUGAUUCCACUAAAUUGUCAAUUUUAAAAAUAUGUUCUGUGUGAUCUAAAUGAUGUGAUCACAGAGUAGCAUUCAGUACCUUGUGUGAAACAAAGUUGUAUAUUUGUAGAAUAUUACAUUCCUGUAUGUGUGCGCAGAUUUGUAUUUUUUCUAGUAGAGAAUGCACUGAAAAUAAAUAUCAAUUGAAAUUGUUACUUU